UGUUCUGCUGACAGGUCUUUUUUUCACCUUAUGCUAUUGUAAUACGGGGCAUUUUACAUCUUUCACAACCAUUCUGUUUUGCAGGUCAACUCUUUCUGCAGGUCUUGCAGAUCACAUCAUUAAACAUGUUUUGGCCCUUGUCAGUGAUUCUGGCUCUUACCUCAGUGGUUGAUGCCUGUCCAAUACCAUGUAAAUGUGAAGAUUUUGACAUUAUAAUAUGCUCAAGCCAGAAACUUCUGGAGGUCCCUUAUCUGCCUCAGGGUACCAGGCAAUUAUAUGCCACAAAUAACAUGAUUGAAGCUCUCCCAAAUGAAGGUUUGGAAGAAUUGUUGGUUCUCGACCUCACCAAGAAUGUCUUCAAUAUGUCACUGAAUACCAACUGGCAGAACAUGAGCAGACUUUCAAAGCUAUUUCUGAGUGAAAAUGGACUGAGUACAUUAGGACCAAGACAAUUUCAUGGGUUGCUGAACCUCCAAGUGUUGGAUCUCAGUGACAAUUGCAUUAAAACUCUUCCUCAGAUGUUUCUAUAUGGUCUGACCAAGCUUCAAAUCCUCUAUUUGAAUAUGAACGAGAUAUUUAGUUUAUCUGAUGGGGUCCUGGAGGGAGCUCCUGCCCUUAUGGACCUUCAACUGAGAAAUAACAUGAUCGAGAUGAUCGAGGUGGAUGUAUUUGAGAACUGCACCCAUCUAGCUAAACUCUAUCUGUCAAUAAACAACCUAAAAAAUGUAGGCAAUGGGAGUUUUAAGGGUGCCAUAAGGCUACAGCAUCUCGAUCUUAGUCGAAAUGGACUAGAUGCCAUACCUACCAGUGUCCUUCAGGAUACAUCAAACCUCAGUAGCCUCUAUCUUCAAAAAAAUUCCAUAACUUCAAUUCCUGAGGACAUUUUCACUAAGGUUCCAGCACUGAGGCAUUUGGAUAUGAGUCAUAAUGCUCUUGUUUCUAUGUCUGACGGUUCCCUCAGAGGUCUUUCCCAGUUGGGCGCAUUGGAUUUGAGUUUCAACAAGUUAGGGACACUUACGCCACAUGUGUUUCAAGACUUGGGGAAGCUUGAGAACCUUAAUUUGUAUCACAACAAUCUGAUGUCCCUUCCGAACAUCGUGUUUAACAACUUAAGCAGGGUAACUGAGCUCCUGCUGGACAACAAUAAUAUUUCUGCUAUUCCACUAGACCUAUUUUACCCACUUUCAGCAUUGCACGAUCUACAAUUGGACAACAAUCGCAUUUCGGAGCUCCACUCACACACGUUUAUGAAGCUGAGGAAGCUUAAGCAUCUCGAUCUUAGCAACAACACCCUUGUGAAGAUUCCCAAGUACCUCUUCAGAAGGAAACAUCAUCUGAGGGAUCUCAAUAUGGAAAACAAUCAUAUCCACUCCAUUCCAGAGUUGUCCUUUAAAGGUUUAGUCAGACUACGGACUCUGAAACUCAGCAACAACCACCUGGCAAGACUAUUUACAGAGCUACUGACUAGCCUUAGUCAUUUACGGGAGUUAUGGCUGAACAACAACCAGAUUGAAACCAUCCCUAUUGGAUUUUUCACAGGUCUUAUGGACCUGAGGGUUCUAGAUAUGUCCAACAAUAAGUUGCAUUUCAUCUCCUCCGAUAUCUUCAAAGAUCUGUUCAAACUGAAAGAGCUGGAUCUGAGCUUUAAUACUCUCAAAAAGCUUCCAGAUGACAUCUUCACAUCUUUGAGAAAUCUCACAUUACUCCACCUGCAAAACAACCAGCUGACACACUUGCCCACCAAAGUGUUUUCUGCUCUAGCCAAGUUGGACGAGCUCCAUUUGGACAGAAACCAUCUCCAGCAUAUUCAUCCAGCACAGUUUCAAGGCUUAGUGAAUUUACGUGAACUCGAUAUUAAAUUUAAUCAACUGCGCUCAUUGGAAAAUGGGACUCUGAUGCCUUUAGGAAACCGAACACUUAUCCAUCUUGACGGGAAUCCAUGGGAUUGCUCUUGUGUGUCCAUUCUGUAUCUAAGUAAGUGGUUUAACAAUAAUACUCAGUUGGUAAAACCUACACCCAUGUGCUCUUCUGGCCAGAAUCUCUCCUACCCAGCUCUUUUCCCAUCAUCGUUAUCAAAGCAUUGCACAAGUUCAGCCUGUUUCUCUUUAAAUAUGGAGAAACUGAUGGCUCUCCUUUUUUUCUUUCAGGGUUUGCUUUUCUUAUGAAAUUGCUGUGCUAUGCUAAACGACCAUAUGUGUGGUUAAAGUGUUGAGAAAAGAAACCACCACAGCUUGUGUGCAAAGGAUUAAUGCUUUUAACAUAUCUGAAAUGCAAAUGUUCAUCAGAGAACAUGACUAUAUUCCAUAAAACACUGAAAAUGUUAUGUAUCGGAGAUUUAAUGUUUUACAUUAUUAUUCCAUAAAAUAAACUGCUAUGCUGAAUACUUGCAGCCUAUUCUCAGAGUGUGUGACAAGACAAAGCGUUUAAA
Molecule: messenger RNA, 2428 nt
Organism: Rhinichthys klamathensis goyatoka
Lineage: Eukaryota; Metazoa; Chordata; Actinopteri; Cypriniformes; Leuciscidae
Product: insulin-like growth factor-binding protein complex acid labile subunit
Exons: 2
Coding region: 126-2165 (679 amino acids)
Cellular component (GO): extracellular matrix
Molecular function (GO): protein binding
Source: RefSeq, a predicted model, not a curated record